GGGUAGGUUGGGACGGUAGUUUAAUUACGUGCCUGGGAAUUGCGUCAAUUUGUACUUUAGCAUUUGAAAAAAGUGCUGUGAGCGUGGCGUGGGGCUGGUGGAGAGUGAGGCGAAUGUGCGGUUGUGAAACCAAAGGACCGUAAGUCCCUCUCCCUCCAAACGAGACCGUCCCGCGGGCUCUGCGGCCGCCUCUGGACCGUCCGGAGAGAACAUGGCGGCGCCCGGAGCCCGGAGCUGCAGCCUCUCGGGCCUGCUCCCGGCUCAGACCUCGCUGGAGUACGCUCUGCUCGACGCCGUCACCCAGGAGGAGAAGGACAGCCUGGUCUACCAGUAUCUGCAGAAGGUGGACGGCUGGGAGCAGGACUUGUCAGUGCCCGAGUUUCCGGAAGGAUUAGAAUGGCUGAACACAGAAGAAUCUAUUUCUGUCUACAAGGAUCUAUGUGGAAAAGUGGUCGUCCUUGAUUUCUUCACCUACUGCUGCAUAAACUGUAUUCACCUUUUGCCUGAUCUUCAUGCAUUAGAACACACAUACUCUGAUAAAGAUGGUCUUCUGAUUGUUGGUGUUCACUCGGCUAAGUUUCCAAAUGAAAAAGUCCUGGAUAACGUUAAGAGUGCUAUUCUUCGAUACAACAUCACCCACCCUGUGGUUAAUGAUGCAGAUGCCAGCCUUUGGCAAGAACUAGAAGUUUCCUGCUGGCCAACUCUGAUCAUACUUGGACCCCGUGGAAACAUGUUGUUUUCUUUGAUUGGAGAAGGACAUAGAGAGAAAUUACUUUUAUAUACUUCAAUAGCUUUAAAAUAUUACAAAGACAGGGGACAGAUCAGAGAUAAUAAAAUUGGAAUAAAACUCUAUAAAGAUUCUUUGCCACCUUCACCAUUGCUGUUUCCUGGCAAAGUAACAGUAGACCAUGUUUCUAAUAGAUUGGUAAUAGCAGACACUGGACAUCAUAGAAUUUUGGUCGUCUGGAGGAAUGGACAAAUUCAGUACAGCAUUGGAGGACCCAACCCUGGAAGAAAAGAUGGAAUGUUUUCAGAGUCAACUUUUAACUCACCACAAGGUGUAGCCAUAAUGGAUAAUAUCAUAUAUGUGGCAGAUACAGAAAACCACCUUAUAAGAAAGAUUGACCUAGAAGCUGAGACGGUGAGCACUGUAGCUGGCAUUGGAAUUCAAGGUACAGAUAAAGAAGGUGGAGCUAAAGGAGAAGAACAGCCCAUUAGUUCUCCUUGGGAUGUAGUUUUUGGAAGGUCAGGUUCAGAGGUCCAAAGAGAUGACAUUCUGUGGAUAGCCAUGGCAGGGACUCAUCAGAUAUGGGCAUUCCUGUUGGACUGUGGCAGAUUACCAAAGAAAAAUGAGUUAAAAAAAGGAACCUGCCUUCGGUUUGCUGGAAGUGGAAAUGAAGAGAAUCGAAAUAACUCAUAUCCUCACAAAGCAGGUUUUGCCCAACCUUCAGGUCUUUCUCUGGCCUCAGAGGAUCCCUGGAGCUGCCUGUUUGUAGCAGAUAGUGAGAGCAGUACAGUGAGAACCGUCUCGCUGAAAGAUGGAGCAGUGAAGCACCUUGUGGGAGGAGAGAGAGAUCCCAUGAAUUUAUUUGCUUUUGGUGAUGUUGAUGGAGUAGGAAUCAAUGCAAAGCUUCAACACCCACUUGGAGUAACUUGGGACAAGAAAAGGAAUUUACUUUAUGUGGCAGACUCUUACAAUCACAAGAUUAAAGUUGUGGAUCCAAAAACAAAAAACUGUACAACAUUAGCGGGAACUGGAGAUGCAAGUAAUGUUAUCGGUUCCAGUUUUACCAACUCAACUUUUAAUGAACCAGGAGGCUUGUGUAUUGGAGGGAAUGGUCAGUUAUUAUAUGUGGCAGACACCAAUAACCAUCAAAUUAAAGUGAUGGAUUUAGAAACAAAAACAGUUUCUGUGCUCCCAGUCUUCAGAUCUGAAAGUGCGACGGUGGACGGCCCAUUCCUAGCAGAAAAACAGAAGACCUUACCCAGACUACCUAAAUCUGCUCCAGGCAUUAGACUUUCCCCAGUGGCUGCAUCUCCAGGGCAAACUCUUCAGUUCAAGCUAAGAUUAGACCUCCCAUCAGGAACAAAGCUAACUGAAGGCGCACCCAGUUGCUGGUUUCUAUCAGCUGAAGGCAAUGAAUGGCUUCUUCAAGGACAGAUACCAUCUGGAGAGAUAGAGAGCAUUUCCAGUCAACCAACAAUCUCACUGCAGAUUCCUGGGGAUUGUUUAUCACUUGAAGCCGUUCUAUCUAUCAGCGUAUUUCUUUAUUACUGUAGUGCAGACAGCAGUGCCUGUAUGAUGAAGGGAGUUUUGUUCAGUCAGCCUUUACAAAUAACCGAUACACAACAAGACUACAUACCUCCAGUAGAACUCAAGUAUAUAUUUUAGCAAGCUGGCCAGCAUGCCAGUGCCUCCUCUUCUCCAUCCCCACCAUCACUGUGUAAUUUAUGAAAAGAAGCUUUAUUUCUGCCUCUGGGUACCCAGAAACCCAUUGUUGAGUUCUCACAACUGAUACUAAAAUAAAGCUAUGCUCCUUAUUUAUUUAUUAUAGACAAAUUCCUUCAUUCUCACUGUGUACCAGCUAAGUCAUUGACCGUGAUUUGAACCAUGAUCCUGUAAUCUGUGCUGCUAUUUGGCACAAGACUUAAGUCCACAUUAUAGGACAGAGUAUUAUCAUGAGAUAAUUUGCAGUGAAUACUGAUAACAAUAAUGAUACCAAAUAUUUUAACUAACUUUUUUACAUUUUUCAAGCAGCACUUCUGAAUGUGUAAAUUUCACAGUAACUUUAAACACAGAAGUUAAGAUCCAGUCCACAUAUUAUAAGGACACCUGCCAUUCAAGGUGUAAGGUCUGUUUUAGGCCCCCAAAAACAUCUUUUCAUCACAGUAGCAGCUUAAAGAGUACUUAGGUGGUAAAAAUGUUCUUUCUUCUCUUCUGCGAUUUUCUCAUUUGAGAUAUAUUUAUUCAGUCUAUUUUAUUAUAAAUUAUUUGCUAUUUUAACAUACCAUUAUUAAUGGUAUGUUAAAUAUUCUGUAUAUUUCUAUAUACAGAAAAUAUAUUUCUAUAUUUCUAAAAGUUAGAGUCUCUAAGGACAUACAGGCUCACUCCUUUAACUUUUUUCUGAAUUGAACAGUCUUACCAAAUAACGGAUGAAUCCACAGAAAUAUUGACUUUCAAGGAGAAAGGGACUUUGGGACACAUUACUGUCUGUGAUACCACUUAAAGAACUGUGACACUGAAUCUGAUGUAAAUGGGUAUGUAUGUUGUCUUAGAAGUUUCAGUUGAAGCACUAAAUGCAGAUUUGUUGGAUUUGGGAGGUUUUUUGGUUCCCAUAUUCAGAAUUUAAAUGAUGAUCAUUUAUUAUGAUGUUUUUAAAAAUUACUGUCAAGCCUUCAAAGUGAAAAUUUCAAUGUGAAGCACUUUCAUGCUAUUAAUAUGUAUAGUAUAUCUUAAUAUAUUACUUUAAAAUAUUAAGGCGGAAACAUACAGUGAUUUGAUGACACUGUUUUUGGUGGGGUUUUUUUAACCUUAAAAGAAAUAGUCACCAGAAGAUAUUGAAAGGUUUUUUUAAUCAUAAUUUCUCUUUAUAACUAUUUUAAAAGCCUCUGCUUGUUUUUACUAAAACUGAUUCAACAUGUUUGUGGUUUAAUCAGCUUACAAGAUUUUUAAAAACAGGUGAAUCACACUUAUUCAGUAAAUAUUUAUAGACAAUAUAGCAUAAUAUGCCUUCUCCCUUCAAAACUAGUGCUCAAUUUGAAGUGUAAUUUUUUAAGCAUGAUCAUCUUUAUAUUUUUUUGAACUAUAGUUUUGAACAUACUAUACACUUCUUUUAUUCAGGUUACCUAAAUCUGAAGUAAGGAAAUGCAUAGAUCAUGACUUUCAUUUAAUUUGUAGCCUGCUAAAGAUAUUUUUAAAGAGAAGUAUUAUAAAUGUAAAGUUAAAAGGAAUUCUGUUUAAAAUUAUAUAUACGUACCGCAUAAACCUUUUCUCUCCAUAAAAAAAAUAUGUUCUGUAAUAAAAGGAUGUACAACAUUAAUUUUCUCUUUUAUGGAGAAUAGGCCAUAGUAAUUUUUUAAUCUCAUUUUAUUAUUAUAGUUCUCAUUUCCAGUUGGACAGGAUAGUUUGGCUUAAUUUUUUCCUAUUUAAGGACAAUAAUUUCACUCUGAAAGAAGUAUAUACAGUUUUAAAUUGCUAUUUCAGGAAUGCCUGAUAACUAUUUUUUCAGUAUUAUACACAAAUAUACACACAGUAUGUAUUUUCAUGUACACUAAAAUCCAAAAAUUUCUUAGAAUAUAUUAAUGUUCACUUCGUCUAGACAGUUUUCUGUUAGUAUUAAGCUUAUGCUCUUCUUGACUUUCAAAGUACAGUUUUACUGAACAUUCUUAUUCUUAGCCAGCCACUAGUCUGCAUUGUUUUUUACGUUCAAAAUAUUAUUUAUAUGGAUUGGUAUGAUUUUUUUGUAAAUCAUAUUAAGCAGUAUAAAUAGGUUCCUAGAAUUUAUGACUAACAUAAAUCUCUUACAUAAGAGGAAGCACUAGAAAGUUUAUUUUUAAAAACUUUGUGAUUCCUGACUUCUGUUUUCUAUAAGGAUUUCUGCAUAUUUUUUAAUUUAUGCAUGAGGAAAAGCAAAAGUUAUGUUCAGUGAUAGUUUAAAAAAAGAUUUUAGUGUUAGUCACUGUAAUCAAAGUGCCAGUAAUGUGGCAUUACAUACACUUAGACAUAAUACCUGGGAUUUUGCCCGAAAUUAUUAUGCUGCUUUGUCACCAUUUUUUCUGCCACUCGUUAUGAUAUCAUUUCACAAAUGGUAGAAUUUUCUUUUCUGAAUUUGUACUCAGGAUUGAUAUCUCUGAAAAGAAUUUUGCUUAUCUUGAAAAUGCUGUCUGAAGCAAAUAUUUAACAUUUUCACAAGGGGAAACUUUACAGUUUAAUCACCCAUAAGUGUAACUUUGGUAAAGUUCAAUGACUAAAUAAUUGUCUCCUUAACUGUUCUAAUAAUAUAUUUAGCUAUAGUGUUAUCAGGCCUGCAGAAAGCUAUAAAUCUUAAAACAGCCAAAAAAAGCUUAGUAUAUGUAGAUGAGUGUAUGUAUAUAUGUAUGUGUAUGUAUACUUAUGCAGAUACAAAGAUCAACUCAAUUUCUCACAUGGCCAAUAUACUUUGGAGCUAGUACCACUGAAAUAAGUUAUUCUCUGCUUAUUUUUCCAUAGUUGGAAAAUUUGCGAGGACAUUAAUAAUACAUACCUCUGUAAUAUAAUUUUCUGCUUGCCCAACAUUUAGCAUUAGUUUAUAUCUGCCAAUUAAAAACAGUCUAGCCAUUAUAUUUGGCAUCAUGUUUAAGAACAAUCAUCAAAAACUAAAUUUCAUAGCUCAAGAAUUGCAUAAAAAUAUACGCAGAGGGACUGUGUCAGUGGUGGACUCUGAAUGGUGGUCUUGUGAAUAUUUUUGUUUUCUACUUUUCCGUAAUUUUUUUUUCAUUGAGCAAUGGGUUAUUUAAAUAAAAAAAAAAACCCAACUGGGAAUGUGCUUUAAAGAUUUAAAAUGAAAUGAACAGUAAGGACUUGCUCUAUAAUAGCUUUUCUAAAGUCACU
Molecule: messenger RNA, 5590 nt
Organism: Balaenoptera acutorostrata (minke whale)
Lineage: Eukaryota; Metazoa; Chordata; Mammalia; Artiodactyla; Balaenopteridae
Gene: NHLRC2
Product: NHL repeat containing 2
Exons: 11
Coding region: 212-2392 (726 amino acids)
Molecular function (GO): protein binding
Source: RefSeq, a predicted model, not a curated record